Messenger RNA from Epinephelus lanceolatus (giant grouper), 1458 nucleotides. NCBI's taxonomy places the organism in Eukaryota, Metazoa, Chordata, Actinopteri, Perciformes, Serranidae. The record is from RefSeq and is a predicted model, not a curated record.
AUGCUAACGUCUGUCUCUCUUUUCUUUCUUUUCUCCCGCAGUUACGACUUCACCCCACUCGACUCCUCAGCAGUGUACGUUCUCAGCAGCAUGGCUCGUCAGCGCAGGACCUCCCUGUCCAGCGGGGGCGCCGUCAGUCCAGACUGUGACAAACUUGAGCGCUCCAGCUCCCCACAAUCCUCGACUGGCAAAUCAAACAGGAGCCACACCUCAGGAACAGCCAGCGGUGCCACGCCUACGAAAUGCAAGCGGCCAAUGAAUGCCUUCAUGCUCUUCGCCAAGAAGUACAGAGUGGAGUACACACAGAUGUAUCCUGGGAAGGACAACAGAGCCAUUAGUGUGAUCCUGGGUGAUAAGUGGAAGAAGAUGAAGAAUGAGGAGAGGAGGAUGUACACCAUGGAGGCCAAGGCUCUGGCUGAGGAGCAGAAACGACUCAAUCCAGACUGCUGGAAACGUAAAAGAACCAACUCAGGUUCCCAGCAGACCUAGAUAAUCUCCCAGAAUUCCCAGCUGCUGGCGUUUGGGCCCGUAGUGUUGCUGGACAGAGUCUGAUGGACCGCUUGAUGCCUCUUUGCUCUCCUGUAUUCUUGAGACUCAACUGUGAUGCUGAAUUCACUUGCUUUUUGUAACCUUGAGACAUUAUUAGAGACAAACCAGAAUUAUGAACUAUAAACAAAACAUGUAAUCUAGUCACUAACAGUGCAUAUAUUUUCUUAUAUCUUUAAUUUCAGAGACAUCUUAUUCCGCUGAAAUAAGAAUGAACCUUCUCAGUUAUAUCAGGUUAUUUCAUAUUCAAGGUUGAAACAUGAGAGUCUGUGGUGCUAUGCUUCAGUGUAGAAGGAGCAGUAAACAACAAGUGUCUAUUUAUAAUUGUAAAAAAAAGGGGAAUUUUAGCUAACGUUUUUCACAACUGUUCAAAUUGAUUAUAUUUGUAAGAUUCAAUAUAUUGCACAGAUUGGUAACCCUUUCAUACAUUUUGUAAUACAGUAUAUAUUCUGCGGCUGAACUAUUGCCAACAGUCUGUGAUGCUGCCCUGCCAAGUCUUUAGAUAUUUGCCUGACCACCCGGCCAUGUGAUGAGAGGGCUUUCAGCAUGUGGUGGUGGGUUUACACUCAGUCACAAAGCACUUCAGGCCUUCGCUGUAAGUGUUUGUUUCUUUUGCACUUUAUAUAAAUAUGUAAUCUAAUCCUUUACAGCCAUUGUAUACAGGUGGAAAACAAUUGUAUGAUAUAGCUAGUAUCUCGACAGUUAGCCGGUUGACACAAUCAUGGCCCAGUCGCAGUGUUCUGCUUUCAGGUUGCUCUUGAAUUUUAAGUGCUUUGUUCAUAAUGUACAGGUCUCACAGCCCCGACAACCUCUUGCACAAAAUAUCCUUGUAUCAUAUUAUAAAUAUUUUUUUUUUAAACUUGCAACUUAUCAAAGUUUGUUUGGUUCUUUUUUCAUAAACUGUAAUCACAA